Zychaea mexicana is the source of this 608-nucleotide messenger RNA. RefSeq lists its product as uncharacterized. Bases 99 to 530 code for a protein of 143 amino acids. Lineage: Eukaryota; Fungi; Mucoromycota; Mucoromycetes; Mucorales; Lichtheimiaceae. Gene Ontology annotation, biological process: positive regulation of ATP-dependent activity. The record is from RefSeq and is a predicted model, not a curated record. Gene Ontology annotation, molecular function: ferrous iron binding; ATPase activator activity. The transcript has 3 exons.
CACGAACGUAAUUGCUGAGAGAGAAAUAGCAAGCAUUGAUCUGUCCUCCCUUUUCCUCUGGACCAAGCCACUAAAGCUGAUUUGUGCUCCAUGCCCAAAUGGAAGAAACCCAUUACGAGGUUCUAAAUGUCUCGGAAAAUGCGACUUCAGAACAGAUCAAGUUUCGCUUCCAAAACCUCAUUUUAAGGCAUCAUCCAGACAAGCGGGGAUCUGUACCGCAAGACGAUGAUCAAGCACAACGCAUUCUUCGUGCAUGGGAUGUACUGCGGACUCCACAAAGUCGAAAGGAAUAUGACGCAGAGCUUGCAGCCCGCCAGCGGCGACAAGGUGCAGUUAUCAAUAGCGAAAUUGAUCUGGACGAUAUGGCGUAUAAUGAAGACAAGUUAACAUUUUCGAUGAGAUGUCGAUGUUCGGGAACAUAUGCAAUCACUGAGGACGAUUUGGAGCAAGGCAUUGACGUUGUUUGUUGUGAUAAUUGUUCGCUACGGAUACGCGUUUUAUAUGAUGUUGUCGAAGGCGACGACGAGUGAAAGUUGCAAAACAGUAAAUAAAAUACCCCGAGCUAUCAUCAAUACUCAUUAAACUUGUGAUGAGAGCAGAAGAGAGAU